Adineta steineri is the source of this 1257-nucleotide messenger RNA. Lineage: Eukaryota; Metazoa; Rotifera; Eurotatoria; Adinetida; Adinetidae. The record is from the annotation of a GenBank genome assembly.
AUGUGUGAACAUAUCAUGAUUUCCGUAAAUAAUCAUCGUUAUGCUUCUGUUUAUAUGGCUUUAUUAAAAAAUAAUCCAAAAUUAAUUGAUGAUGAUUUACGUGAACAAAUGUCAACCAAUGUUCAUGCUGAUGUUUGUCAAUCAUGUAAAGAUGCAGUUCAAUCAUCAAAAGAUUUUUGGGGCAAUAAUUUAGACGCAGUUCGUAAUGUAUUACUUCGUACAUGUGAAUAUUGUCCAUCUAAAGAUGAAUGUCGUGAUUAUACUAAUCAACGAUUUGAUAAUAUUAAAUCGUAUUUAAAUAAUAUCGAUCCAACACAAUUUUGUCAAACUAUGCAUCUUUGUUCGACAUCUGCUUCUACUCACCCACACCCCCAUGAACCAAAAUCAGUCCUUGUUAAUUUAUUACCAGAAUAUGAAAACGAAGAAAUUAAUGAUUCUAAUUCCACUUGCAUUCUUUGUGAAUAUGCAAUGAAUAUUCUUUCAAGUUAUAUUCAUCAAAAAUCAACUGAAGAAGAAAUUGAACAAGAUUUACAAAAAGUUUGUCAAGAAAUGCCAGCAACACUUCGAAGCCAAUGUCAUGAAUUAAUUGAUAACUAUGGCCCAUCAAUAAUUGCCGUACUUAUUGGUCAUUUUGAUGCCUCAACAGUUUGUCAAAAACUUAAUUUAUGCACCAAACAAAUGAAAGUUGAAUUAUCACAUAUAACAAAAGCAAAUCAAGCAACAUGUGGUGUUUGUGAUUAUGUUUCAACAUAUAUGAAUUUUGUAUUAAAACGUGAUUCAAGUGAAAAAUCAGUUGAACAUGCAUUAUCAACUGUUUGUUCACAUUUAUCAAAUGAACAAAGUCCACAAUGUGAAACAUUAGUUGGAUUAUUUCGACCACAUUUUCGAAAAUUAGAACUUCAACGUGAUAAUAAUUUCUGUAAACAAUUAACUAUUUGUCAAACACCAAUGGAAGAAUUAAAACCAGCUAUUCAAGUUAAUCUUCGUCCAUUAGAACAACAUUCACAUGAUGAUAAUGAUUUAAAGGAAGCAAUUAUGAAUAAUUUAGAUUUAACUCCAGAAUGUACAUUAUGUCGUUAUGUUGUUUCAUAUUUGGAUGCAGUUAUAAAGAAUAAUAAAUCUCAAGAAGCAGUUGAAGCUGCAUUAGCAAGAGUUUGCACCAUUUUACCAAGUAUGAUGAAUAAUAAAUUAGAAAUUUUUUUUUUAUAUAUUAAUAAUGUAUUUUUUUUUGUUAUUUUAAGAAAAAGAUCAUGUUAA